UCCUCUUUAUAAAGAGCCCAGCGCGCUUGCGUAGUGUCCUCCGUUCAGUUCGACCUCUGGUGCCGAGGGACAGACAACUGACCCGACUCCCAGCCGAAGACCACACACAGCCCGGCCGCCAUGUAUGCCUGCGCCAAGUUCGUGUCCACCCCUUCUCUGAUCCGUGCUGGGUCCAGAGCUGUAUACAGACCAAUCUCUGCAUCUGUCUUGUCUCGGCCAGAGGUCAGAACUGGAGAGGGAAGCACGCUCCUCAGUGGGACACAGAACCCCUGCACCCAGUUGGUACUGAGGGAAUUCCAGACCAGUGCGAUCAGCAGGGACAUUGACACUGCUGCUAAAUUCAUUGGUGCUGGUGCUGCCACCGUAGGUGUGGCUGGCUCUGGUGCUGGUAUUGGAACAGUUUUUGGUAGCCUAAUCAUUGGUUAUGCCAGAAAUCCUUCCUUGAAACAGCAGCUGUUCUCAUACGCCAUCUUGGGAUUUGCCCUGUCUGAAGCUAUGGGUCUGUUUUGUUUGAUGGUUGCUUUCCUGAUCUUAUUCGCCAUGUAAAUGAUGCUGGGAACGUCUACCUUCAACUGAUCAGCUGUAAACAAUAUUUUACUGUGGCUCCCGAGGAAAUGUUGUGUUGUCACGGAUAUGUACCAUAUUUCCAAAGUCCUUUCAUUAAAAAUGGUAAAACUUAGAUACAAAA
Messenger RNA from Hyla sarda, 688 nucleotides. It is a transcript of the gene ATP5MC3, whose product is annotated as ATP synthase membrane subunit c locus 3. The coding region runs from base 121 to 546 and encodes 141 amino acids. The record is from RefSeq and is a predicted model, not a curated record. The transcript is spliced from 5 exons. Gene Ontology annotation, biological process: proton transmembrane transport; proton motive force-driven ATP synthesis. Gene Ontology annotation, molecular function: proton transmembrane transporter activity. NCBI's taxonomy places the organism in Eukaryota, Metazoa, Chordata, Amphibia, Anura, Hylidae.